This is a messenger RNA of Fimicolochytrium jonesii, 2255 nucleotides long. RefSeq lists its product as uncharacterized. The record is from RefSeq and is a predicted model, not a curated record. The transcript is spliced from 5 exons. The coding region runs from base 174 to 2015 and encodes 613 amino acids. Gene Ontology annotation, cellular component: nucleus. Lineage: Eukaryota; Fungi; Chytridiomycota; Chytridiomycetes; Spizellomycetales; Powellomycetaceae.
CUUUUUUUCCCAUGUGAACACUCCCCUCCUCCUCCUUGGACAAAACAUAAAAACAUACAUUGCUACUUCUUUCUUCACAGUUCAGACAAUUGACAGAGAAAAAAAAGGACACUUUCCCACUUCACACCUACCCAUUGCGCACACACUGAACACUUCCCCCUACCCGUAAACAAAUGUCAGCAGACCACAUGGCCAGGAGAGAAGGCCACCGUGCAUACCAGCGUCCCGCCAAACGGAGCGGUGCCAUGGAGGAGCUUGGCGAGGUCAAACGGCGGAAGCUGGACAUGGAUAUCCGUACCACUCCAGAGACUGAGGAAGUGAAGGAGAAGUCGCUGGCAGCCGCACCAUUAUCACCUCCCGAAGCUCCAUUACUGCAGGGCCUGGGCGACCCACCGGCACAACCCCCACGACCACCGACACAAUCCCCACGACCACCGCCGACACAAUCCCAACCACCACCACCACCACCGUCACCGCCAACACCAGCACCGCAGCCGGCAGAGGAUAAGCCGAUGGCAGCAGAUACCCCUCCAGUCCCGUCCCCGACUCCAACCUCAGCCCAAGUCAGGUGGCGAGCGGAGCUACAGGCCUACGCGCAAACGCAAGCGCAAGCCUACCUACUCGCCGAAAAGCACUUUGAAAAAGCCAACGCGCAACGCCGGCUCCUCUUUGCCCAGCUCGACCCGGAUAAGGUCCUCAAACCGCUACCUAUACCCGCAGGCGCCCAGGAAGGGGGGGAACUGCACGACGAGGAAGGAAGGGAUACCAACGGGAGGACGACGUCGGCAACAACAACAACCACCACCACAUCAUCAUCCCCUGCGAAAAGCCCUGCGAAGAAAGCUCAUGAUACCCCGCGACCCGCCCCCCCACCGCCCGUGAUACAGAGCCUGACGUACAGCGUCCAUGCAUCCGUCGCUGGGGAUCCGGACGGGAAACCCUAUCGGUGUGAUGUGCCGACGUGUGAUCGCAGGUUCAAGAAGCUGAACGGGUUAAUCGCGCAUCAUCAGGCCGCGCAUACGAUUGGGGAUGUGGAUGCGGUGAAGCCGUUCAAAUGCAAUGUUGAUGGGUGUACCAAUGCGUAUAAGAACUCAAAUGGCCUUGCAUAUCACCUGGAAAACUGGCACGGCACAGGAGCAACUGCACCCAGCAAACCGACAAGCAAAGCACCCUCCACACAUCCAAGCCUACAACUCGACAACGCAGAAGCAGCAGAACCCCCACCUGACCCAACAGCACAGCAGGACCUCUCCUUCGCAGAUACCCCCGAACAGCCCGCCAAACAGACAUCAAAGGCCAAAAAAGCGGAACAGAAGCUCAAAGCAGCUGCCGAGCGGGAGGAAUCGCGGGAUAGACUGUGGAUGUGUCCGUACAAGGGGUGUGAGAAGAUUUACAAGAAUCUGAAGGGGCUGGCCUACCAUCUCCAAAAAGGAAAAGCAACCGGCCACAUGGUCCUCACCGAAACCGAGGGCGGACUAAACAUCUACGUCUGCGCAAUACCAAACUGCACAAAAACCUACCGCACCCCACAAUCCCUUAUCGAGCACGUGGAAACCGCCCACGCAGACAUGGACCCUGUCGUCAUCCCCCCCGCCCCGGUUGGGGAGCAGAUGGAGCCGACGGCGGUGGAGAAAGGCAGGAUCGUGGAGUGUCCGAGUUGUAUGCGGCCUUUCAAGAGUUUGAAGACGUUGAACGAACAUACGGCGCUGAUACAUCACCACCGUGUACCGGACCUGCCCGUCGACACGGCCCUUUCGACUACCUACAUUUCACAAGCACACCGAACACCGGGACUAUCGCAUCCACCACCCUCCCCAACCCCCACUGUGACCCCACACGCCACGAACCCGAACCCGACCACGAGGCCAACCAACGACAGUAGGAAUCCCAAGAUGGAACCCGACAUCAACCCCAUCUCCCCCUCCGUCUUCUCCCUCACCCCCGCACACCCGGACUUGGACUCGACGUUUCGCCGCGGAGGCGCGGUGGGGGUUUGGGGUGGCGUUGUUUCGUGAAAUCGAUGCAUGAUGGUUACAUAGACAGACACAUACCACUCUUUUUCUGAUACGCACCUGUAACGCGAUAUACAUGGUUCUGGCGCUGGUAGUUCUACGCGAUAUACAUGGGCUGGCACUGAAGGAUGUUCACCCUCGGUGCAUGCGGUCAGGCAUCGGUGGGUGGGAAGCGGGAAUGACAAAGACGCGUCAAGAACCAGGGUGGUGUAGAACAUUUCAAAAUGCUUGCGGAUGUCCGAG